Phytophthora megakarya is the source of this 828-nucleotide messenger RNA. The record is from the annotation of a GenBank genome assembly. NCBI's taxonomy places the organism in Eukaryota, Oomycota, Peronosporomycetes, Peronosporales, Peronosporaceae.
AUGUCGGAGAGUGCGUCGACUGGCAAAGGGAGACCGACAAUCCAAGGGGAAUCUCCUGGAAAUAUCGUAGCGACGUAUCCAUUCCAAGUAGUCGCGAUGAACCACAUACCGUCACUGCCCGCGUCACACAAAGGAAACACGGAGCUGUUAAUCUGGGUCGACCUGUUUACGGGUUUCGUCAUCGCAAAGGCAAGUGCGUCGCGGACUGCGCAGACAGUUGCUGAGUCGUACGAGGAGGCGGUCUUCAGACGAUUCGGGGCUAGUGAAGCCAUUCGCCACGACCGCGUGCCGGGCUUCAUGUCCGAUUUCUUCAGGGCCUUCAUCAAACUCAUGGGUCAACGGCAACGAGCAACUCUCGCCAAACGGGGCGGGGCGGAGCGCAUGGUGCAGACGAUCACGAGGUCCAUCAAGAUGUACAUCGCGGACAACGAUCAGCGCGACUGGGUCGAGUACGCAGAACGGCUCACCUACGCCCUGAAUACCGCCCACGAUCGAACACGGGACGAAACACCGUUUUUCUUGGUGCAUGGGUGGGACCCACGGUCCACCCUGGAAGCGACGCUAGCGAUUGGUAACACCUCACAUCGAGACGUAGAUGCUAGGCGAUGGAGAAUGCGUAUACAUCGUCACUACAAAACCGCACGCGCACAAGCACUUGAGUUGAUCCGCGAAGCAGUGGACACGCGGACACACGGCAGAACGCGCCCGCGACGGAACACGCAAUACAACGCGGAUCCCAAGUCUGCCUGUACCUUGAUCGGGUCAAGCCCGGGUACGCAAGCAAGCUUGCGCACCUGUGACACGGCCCGUUCCGCGCCGCCGAAUUAG